GGUACGAGAUUGUGAAGGGGACGGGUUUAAAACUAGGGGUUUAUAAGCUAAUUUUUUGUUUGGUUUAAGAGGGAGAUAUAGUCUAUAUCUAUAUCGUACACAUUUAUUGUACAAGUUAAUUAUCAAGUGGUUGGUAGCUAUCGGGACAGCCUGAACAAGGGACUUUAACGAAGCCGCAGUUGGAUUAAAUUUGUUUCGCAUAGACGAGGCAACUGCAAAAACUUUUGGUGGCAAACAAUUUAACCCUGCACCGGAUAUUUUCACAAUGGAGGCCUUGUACGUACACAUCGCCAACAAGCUAGAGGGCAUCCGAUUUGGUCGGCCCAAGCCUUCCGGGAAACUGAUCGACCUGAGCGAGCUGCGGUCUUUGGAUUUGUGGCGGGCGGUGUUCGCAGAGUUCUUGGCUCAGCUCCUCUUUGUUUUCCUGGGCUGUGCGGCAACCAACCGGAGCAGUCACGCCGAGAUCGCUCUGGCCUUCGGCCUGGCCAUCAUGGCACUGGUCCAGAUGAUCGGUCACGUGAGCGGAGGCCACAUCAACGCAGCGGUCACCAUAGCCAUGGCGGUGGCCAUGAACAUCACUCUACUCAGGGCGGUCCUCUACAUUGUGGCGCAAGUUGGCGGCGCCAUCGUUGGGGGCUUCAUAUUGAAAGGAGUGACACCAGAGCUUCUCAACAAAAAUCUCGGCGCCACAACGUUAUCCAAUGGCGUGACCCCCGCCCAGGGGUUCGGUGUGGAACUCAUCCUUACCUUCUGUCUAGUCACCGUCAUCUUCGGCACUACCGACCCCAACAGAGCCUCCUUCGGCAGUCCAUCUCUCCUCAUUGGGCUAACUGUCACUGUGGGACACUUGGCCGGGCUCAGCUACACUGGAUCAAGCAUGAAUCCCACCAGGACUCUAGGGUCAGCAGUAGCCGCGGACAUCUGGGCUGACCACUGGGUCUACUGGGUGGGACCCAUUGCAGGCGGAGUCAUUGCUGCCAUUCUGUACAAAUUUGUGUUGAACCCAUACAGAGGCGUCACCAACCUGGAUGAAGCCAUCAACAAACUAAAGACUGAACUGCCCAUACAAACAGAUGAUAUUAAUUUGAAGACUGUCGAAUAGAUCAAGACGAAACAACAGUUGUGGUGAUACCCCGUGACUACUUCAAGGGAGGCGAGAAAUUAAAACCGGAGACAACGCACAUGUAAUUUUAUUUAGGCUUAAUUUUUUUUUCCUUCAGCAUUUUUAGUCAAAUCAAAUUGUAUUUAAUCACACUUCCUAUUUAUAUAUUUGAACACUCUUGUCUACAAUUCAACCAAGUAGAUUUAUAUGCUAGAUGCAAAUUACUCAGAGGCUGUAGCAGACAUUUUCAUGUUUUUUUUUCCUCAUUUGGCGGCUAAAAGUGAAUCUACGGGUUCGAGAUUGUUCUCAGAUUAUAUAGGUCUUGUCUCUGGCCUAUGUAAAUGUUGACAGACUAACAUUAUAUGACUAGAUGUUGAUCAUUUGUUAUCUGCGAUUCGUGCCAUACUUUGUGUUACGCCCAAACGUUGACCAAUUGAGUAAUGUCUUAUAUUUGGUUCAUUAUUUAUAGUUCUGCCAUUUUCAAACACAUUUUAUUUAAACUUUAUUUUGUUUUGUUUUUUACAUUUUCGCUUCGCAUUGUUUAAAUGUACAAUUUUUUUGAGUUAAUGCCAGAUAGACUACUUAGAAAUUGCAAUUUUUAUGUGGAUUCUUUUAUAAUCCUUUUGGUUUACCACUAAGUCAUUUUAUUUAGUAUUAAGCUACUGCUUUAAUUUAUUCAAAUGUAUCCCCGUUGCCUUGUUAAUGACUCAGUGAGCGAGUUAAUUAGUUUUUUACGCUAAUGAGCUGGUGCUCCGAUCGCAGCGAACACACUUGAACACAAGUAACACAGCGCAUUAACACUUUGCACUUUACACAGCCAAAACCAUGGCCUCGUAGCACCAUUUAAAGUCAAAUGCCUUCGUGUUGGCCGCUGUAGGCAUUUUCUUAUAUCCAUAACAUACAUGUUGACCACUGCAGGCACCAUUAAAAAAAAACAAUGCCUACAUUUUGUCACUGUAGAUUCAAGAAUUGACUUUUGUCUCUUAGCGUAUGCCUGGCACACAUAUACACACACAUAUACACACACACAGGUUUCUGUUGAAAGUCUUUCUCCAUCUGAUUCAAUUACGUUAUGGUUGCUCACGCGGUAGAGCCGCUAUCCCUGGGCUGAAGGGUCUUGGCUGUUCAUUUCUACACAACCUUACAGAGGAAUAGGGGAGGGGGGAUGGAGUUUUCAAACAGACUGUUAGUUUUGUUGAUUUUUACUCAGGCUUAAAAAAAAAAAACUAUUCUAGUGUAGAUCUUAUCUAAAAAGGUCGUUGGAGUCGUGGAAGGACAAACAAAGACAAUCACUAGUUGUCAGAGCCACAUAACAUCCUCGUACACAUUGUUAGCCAGGUAAACGUGUUAACUCUUCGUCACGUUAAGGACUCCAUAAAUUCGUUCAGUUCAUACAUUUAUUUUUUUCGAUCUGUUCAUCCUUUGUUCAUCCUCACUCGACCACCGAAAUGUUCAGCUUUAACGUUGAACUUUUUUGAUUUAAUGUGAAACAAUGUUCAUUUCAUUAGGGGGGGCUGCCUAACUAGAUCAUUUGUAUUGAUCCCCACGUGACGUGUUUAUCUUUCUUAACGGAAGACUUUAUGUAGCAGCCUACAGCUUUGUCGUCGCUCAAUGACAGGUGUCAUUCUAAGUUCCACCCCCCCCCUCCAACUACCUCCCCUCCCAUCUAUCCCAAACCAUUUCUAGAGAUGUCAACACUGUACCCCCCCUCCCCCGCUCCUCUCGCUCACUAACUAAGCCACCUCCUGCGCCAUGACAUUUAGAUAUGAACCAUGUAGAGGUACAUAGGUAUAAAAAUAUAGAUGUCUACUAGAGUGAUGUAGGUCAGAGGUUUACAAUAUGUGGCUCAUGUUCUACCAGUGAACCUUCGGGCAGAAUCUGUGGUGGCCAACUGCCAGCAAUGUAGCUCGAAGAUUCAAAUUCAGACUCUCGACCAUGUCAUCCCAUGAAUAAAAUACAGUUCAUUCCUGAAAAUAACUGAGAACCACAAAAAUAUGGCUUUUUAAAAAAUGUCCAAUUAAUAAUUUCUAAUAUAAAAUUUACACAUAUGUCGCAAAAAAAAAUGUCGCAAAGAACUUUGUCAGCAUCCUACCGCUAUUUCAAAAUGUUAGUAAAACGUUUGUAAAUGUCGUCUCUUCAUUUAUGGUCUAGGUAUUAGAGCCGUUAACUGAGCACUUCGCCUCAGGUUCAAUUCAAGUCCAGAGUUAAAUCCAGAGAUUGGGUUAUGAAACGCGUUACUGAUCGAUUUUAUAACAAUCGAAACAUUUGUUAUGACUAUAGACUAUGUGGUAGGAGCGAUUUGACUCUGGUUUCAAUGCUAAUAUUUUUAGGUCAAGUUUUUUAUUUUCCUACAGAAUAAAAGUGUCUUCCUGAAAGCUAUUUGUUAGCAGCUUACGGUUUUUAAGUUUUGCAUGUGUUAUUGGGAUGGUCACUUUCAAUAGUAUCUGAAGUAAUGGAAUUUCAACUUUAAAAAAAUUCCUACACAUUUCUAUUUUUUUUUUUUUUUUUUUUUUUAAACAAAGAACCAGUUUGUACUUCUGCCAAGAAAAAACUAAGAAACUAAUUUCCAUUUGAAAGAAAACACAUAAAACUCAAUAAUGUCACUUCCUUUAAUCUUUUUCUUUUCAACUUUAAAGAAAAUUAAUCAAAAGUUACACUCUUCACUUUGAAGUACAAUUUAUUUAUGGGAAAUAGGUUUUCUUAACUCGUAAGAUCGAAUCAUUUAACUCUCGCCUUGUCCUCAUCUUGAGUGACUGAAGUAGCUGCUUGUAUUCCUUGAAUAGGGAAACUAUGUCACGAGCUAAUGGCGAGAUCUGAUCAAUCAGCUUUAAGAGAAGUCUGGUCAAUGAGUCAAAUGACAUAUCUAUCCAUUGAGCUCAAUUUCCGGUCAAUGAACCAUAUCUGAUCAAUGAGCUAAAAGCGACCUCUGGUCACUAAGUUCCAAAGGACGUCUUUUCAAUUGUCUAAAAGUAAUAAUUGAUCUCUAAUUAUAAAAUGAUUUUUUUAAAUUGAGUCUUUUGACUCUUUCCUUACGAGUUCAUUUUGUUUCGAAUGUUAGACCCGAGCUAGAAACCUAUAUGAAGCACUAGGUCAGGCUCAAGAAAACGUAUCACGUGACACGUAUUACGUGAUUAUUGUCUAAAAAUAAACGUAAGAAAACGAGCCCCCACAAAGCUUUUUCAUCUUUUUUUAAUGAUACGCCCCUGAUUAGCAGCGCGAGCAAUUAACACAUAUCUUAGGAUACAAUUACUUACCACUGUUACGGGCGCCGUCAAAGAGCAAUUAAGGAUAGUUAUCAGGGACUGGACAUUUGCAAAGCUAUUUCUAUCGGAGGAAUAGGAGGGGGGGGCAGGAUGCCAUUACAUACAAGGGGGACGCUCUUGAGUUUCAGAAGGGCAGACCCCGCCCCUACUUUUAUUUGUACACUAAAAGUGCUGAGUCAGUCAUGGCGUUCUUAUUUGCUGUUUCAUUGAACACACGUGAAAGCAUACUCUACGUGAAGUGAAUUCUUACCGCUCCAAGGGACAUCGCCUUAAACGAUAAGUCAGUCAAACAUAGCUUUGUCGAGCUUAAUGAACUUUAUGACUUAAAAGAAAAUAGUAUAGGUUCAUUUUUAGCUCUGCGUUUACAGGUCAGAAUCUUAAAAGAAAGAAAUAAUUCAGGCUCUCGAUUUCCUUUAAGUUCUCAGUUCCCAAGUUAGGUCAUGAAUAUAACUUCCUUUAAGUUCUCAGUUCCCAAGUUAGGUCAUGAAUAUAACUUCCUUUAAGCUCUCAGUUCCCAAGUUACGUCAGGAAUACAACUUCCUUUAAGCUCUCAGUUCCCAAGUUAGGUCAUGAAUAUAACUUAAGCUCUCAGUUCCCAAGUUAGGUCAUGAAUAUAACUUCCUUUAAGUUCUCAGUUCCCAAGUUAGGUCAUGAAUAUAACUUCCUUUAAGCUCUCAGUUCCCAAGUUACGUCAGGAAUACAACUUCCUUUAAGCUCUCAGUUCCCAAGUUAGGUCAUGAAUAUAACUUAAGCUCUCAGUUCCCAAGUUAGGUCAUGAAUAUAACUUUCUUUAAGCUCUCAGUUCCCAAGUUACGUCAGGAAUACAACUUCCUUUAAGCUCUCAGUUCCCAAGUUAGAUCAUGAAUAUAACUUCCUUUAAGCUCUCAGUUCCCAAGUUACAUCAUGAAUAUAACUUCCUUUAAGCUCUCAGUUCCCAAGUUACAUCAUGAAUAUAACUUCCUUUAAGCUCUCAGUUUCCAAGUUACGUCAGGAAUACAACUUCCUUUAAGCUCUCAGUUCCCAAGUUAGAUCAUGAAUAUAACUUCCUUUAAGCUCUCAGUUCCCAAGUUACAUCACGAAUAUAACUUCCUUUAAGCUCUCAGUUCCCAAGUUACAUCACGAAUAUAACUUCCUUUCGACUCAGUAUUUAUUUAUCCUCAAUGGAGAUUCUUUAAUUUGUAUUCAACCUAUUUGCUAAGCCUUUGCACAAAAUGUAGCAGCAUAAAGCGCAAAUGAAAUAAAUGAAAAAAGGUGAUACUAUAUAUUGCUACCUACCCACUCCAUAUAAAAGAAAAGUAAAUCCCUAGUCAUACAUUUUCAUUUUCGGUUAAUUGUUAAUGCCUCUCCAAUAACAAGUGGAUAACAAUGGCUUUGUCCAUUAGUGGAAUCUCUCGCGUUAUUUCUUCUCUGGUCCCACGAGUCUCGAAAGAAUGAAACAAAGAGACAAUUGUUUCGUUUUCUGCCUUAAUAUUUUAUGUUUAGUUUCCUGCCCAGUUCGUCAUGGGAAUGCAUGUGUUCCUUUCUAAUUACGUCAUCAAAAAAGUCGUAGAUUGAAGUGUUAGAAACAAUGAAGAGUAGUAAAAAAAAAAGAAGUGUGCGCCGCAGACGUGAUUAAAAGUAAUUGAGAGUCGGUCUGGGAACUUUUUGUUUCUCCACGUAGUCUGGCUAGAAGAACCGGAGUGUGGGGGAGAUAAGGUGUCUGGAUUACACAAUUGUGAAAAAUUGCAGGUGUGAACAAGCAUGCCUACAGGUGUGAGACUGGGGACUUGUGUUCAUCGUCUGCUGGACGUAGUCGUUUUCUUUUAACACCGCGUGCUAAAAUACAGAGAGAGAGAGAAAGAGAGAGAGAGAGAAAGAGAGAGAGAGAGAGAGAGAAUGUAAUAGAAAAUUUACUUCCGAUGGUAGACGCAGACGGCGAAAAGAGAGCCUAAAAUCGAAAUCGACCACCGCCGAGAAACGGUUAUGUCUGCGCUGGAUGCGGCACAAUCUAUAGGUCACAGAUGGGACUGUGUAGCCAACUAAAAUACUAGACUCCUUUUUAAUGUUCGGACUCGAAGUAAAGGCUUAUUAUUAUUAUUAUAUUAUUAUUAUUUGUCAACUAUCUAUUAACUUUAAUAGAGACGAGGUAAUAGUUCCAUCUGUUGAAGCAGAGUUCACGCACAGGCCGGCCAGAUACUGUGUGUUCUACACAACUUAGUGAGAACGUCGACCUCGAGUGAAAGCCAUUGAGUUAGACGUCUGUCAGAGGCUUGCUGGAAUGACUAAUCAACAUCCUUGGUAGAUCUAGAAGUUUAGUAGCGAGUAAGUGAUGAUUUCAAUCAGCUCGCGUCAGAUCCGUGACUAAUUCUAACCCCCAUUGAGACAACCAGCAGUCUACCUCGCCAGCCCAAGUCUAUAUGUAACUCAAGUGUCCGCCCCCCCCCCCACCCCCAACGUUCAUAUUGUUCUCAUACUUAAGCAGCUCACCUAAGUGUGUGCGUGUGUGUGUGUGGAUGCUUGUGGAUUUGUGAGUUUAUAUGUGUGUGUGUGUGUGUGUUUGAGGGUUUUGGGGGGGGGAGAGAUGAAGAGACAUUUAUUAUUUUAUUCGGAAAGGCAAAAUUUAGAUAUUAAAUUUGAUUAGUUCCUUUUAAAGACACAAUGGUCAAUGCAAUGAUGUAGACCUAUAUUUUAAUAUAGAGAUAUAGAGUGUGGUCCAUAGUCUAGCCAGUAGAAUGCCUCAAUAGUCUAGACAUUGGUCACUAGACUGACAUAUAGGAAAGUAUUCGAACAAAACAAAAGCUUUGUCAUGCAGCUAUUGAAUGUCUAUAAAUUUGGUUUCGUUACGACACAACAAUGUUGUUGACAAAUCAGACGAGAAGGUUUCGUCUCAUUGUAAUUAGGCUUACUAGCCGCCCCCCCCCCCCCCCAAUUUUUUUUUCCCAGCCAGAGUGCAAUAUAGGGGUCAUUAACAAUCUAUAUUUCCGAAAAUUGCCAAGUACCCUUCGGUCACAGCGCGUAAAAAAGCUAGCCUAUUCGCAAUGUGGCUAGACUUUAGCAUUGAGUAUAGUAUGAACAUAUUAAAAAAACUCACUAAAACAUAGUGUCCCCGCCCCACACACUAACACAUACAUAGGUUACACACGAAGUCUAACUUACAGGAAGGUUAUCUUGUGACAACUGUAACUCAAUCCGUCUUGAAUACAAUUUGAAGCUCUAAGUUCAGUCUGGAGGAUGCUAUAACCCUCCUUGCAUAAUACUAGACAAACCACAAAGAAAUGUUACAAUUAUUUUAUUCGCUGUACAAUGCAUAUUUUAUUUAUUAAGUGUUGGUUGUUAUGUUGUUUUUUUUAGACCUUGGGGGUCAUCCAUUUAAGACGUCCUUACCUUCAGGUGUGCCUAAGGGCGCGCGUGAUAAAAGCCGCAGAAUUGAAAAAAAAAGGAUUUUUAAGCGUCAAAUAUGGAUGACUCCUCUUAGUGUUUUACUAAGUCGACAGUAUUCUAAGUCAUUUUCCUUGUUAUUCCCUUGUUUCAUGCUAUUCAUUCUGUAAUUAGUCAAUGUAACGUCAAUUGCGUCAUCAGUUUAUGUGUGUAUAUUGUCAGCUACACUUCAUUUUGUUUUUGUAAAACGUCAAAUUGCGUCAUCGAUUUGUAAGGCUACAUUUCUAUUAUGUGUCUUUUGUUUCUUGUGCGUACAAUACCAUUCAUUUUCGAUUGGUAAGAUAAUCGCCAUCUUGUUUAACUUUAUUACACUGUGUGUAGGAACUUGAUGCCAAAAUGUCUGAAAUUUCAGUAUUUGUAAAUAUAAGUUCAAAAUUAUUGUAUAAUUCAAAAUAAUAAUUUGUUUAUAGACAUUCAGAUCCAUGAACUUAAGUUUCAGUAAUGUCUAAAAUUUAAUAAGAAAAAAAAUUCAUCUUCAUGUGAAUACGGUCUCUUCCUGACUGACGUUACAAAAGGAUGCCUCGUAGUUACGUCAUAGCAGGGGUAUCACCACCGUCAUGUAUAUAUAAUUACAACAUACUCUCUUGCUUUCUUUAUGUUUUUGUAUCAUCUUUUUCUUUGUUGUCAUUCACGGGACCAUUUGUAAUCUCUAACCGAAUGAGUUCAAGAAGUCUUCCGAAGCAUCUGUAAUCUUCCAGAUCCCGGGCAGAUGAAUGUAAAAAAAAAUCUUUCUCAUUAAUAAAUGGAUACUUUUUUGUAUUGCUGAUUUGUUUAUUUAUUAUGUAUGCAGUAUAUUUGCAUGGCUUCACCGUACUCUAUUUCACGAAAUCCAUAUUGCUAGAAAAAAGAGUUUGGGUUGUUUUAUGUCCUUUCCUUUCAGACCUUUUUUUUUUUUAAAUAUUUCCAAUUUAUAUUUUACUUUUGGUUUAGCUCAUUUGAAUAUCUAUUUCAUUACAGGUAUAAUGUAUGGAACUUUAUUGCAAUACAUUUGUUUGUUUUGUAAAUAUCUAAUUUAGAGCAGGUGCCUUGUAUUGAAAUGAUUGCGUCAAUCUUUUUUUUUUUUUUUAGUUAUGUUUUAUUUUAUAGAAUCUGCAUGUCGUUAGGGACAUUAAAUCUAGAACUAUACAGAAUCUCUACAAACUUGUGUUUCAAUUAAACAAAAAGAAUCAAUGAAUAAACGAAAUAAAAACAUCUAAAAGUUAAAGUACACAAUACUGCGUUCCUCUUUACCUGUCAGUAUAGAUGUGUGCUUAUAUUGAAAAGUGUAUGGUUAGAACCAUGUUCCGGCAGAUUUCUCCUAAAAGUCAUGAAACAAGGAUGUUAUUAAUAUCACAAUUAAAUGGGUCUUUUGAUCUUAAUUGUUUUGUUCUCAUGGUCAUUUUUUUGUUUCAAUAAAAAGAUAUCUACAUGAA
Biomphalaria glabrata is the source of this 9194-nucleotide messenger RNA. Its product is annotated as aquaporin-5-like. Gene Ontology annotation, molecular function: water channel activity. Gene Ontology annotation, biological process: transmembrane transport. The record is from RefSeq and is a predicted model, not a curated record. The coding region runs from base 266 to 1102 and encodes 278 amino acids. NCBI's taxonomy places the organism in Eukaryota, Metazoa, Mollusca, Gastropoda, Planorbidae. The transcript is spliced from 8 exons. Gene Ontology annotation, cellular component: plasma membrane.